Molecule: messenger RNA, 2738 nt
Organism: Symphalangus syndactylus (siamang)
Lineage: Eukaryota; Metazoa; Chordata; Mammalia; Primates; Hylobatidae
Gene: ACOT8
Product: acyl-CoA thioesterase 8
Biological process (GO): fatty acid catabolic process; acyl-CoA metabolic process
Cellular component (GO): peroxisomal matrix
Molecular function (GO): fatty acyl-CoA hydrolase activity
Source: RefSeq, a predicted model, not a curated record
GUUACUAGGGCAAUCUGCCGGAAGAGUCAGGUUCUGGGUAUGUCUCCGCGUCUUCCGCGGAGCGGGUGUGCAGGGCCUGCAGCAUUGAACUAGAUGUCGUCCCCGCAGGCCCCAGAAGAUGGGCAGGGCUGUGGCGACCGCGGCGAUCCCCCUAGGGACCUCCGUAGCGUCUUGGUCACGACCGUGCUCAACCUCGAGCCGCUGGACGAGGAUCUUUUCAGAGGAAGGCAUUACUGGGUACCGGCCAAGAGGCUGUUUGGUGGUCAGAUCGUGGGCCAGGCCCUGGUGGCUGCAGCCAAGUCUGUGAGUGAAGACGUCCAUGUGCACUCCCUGCACUGCUACUUUGUUCGGGCAGGGGACCCGAAUGUGCCAGUACUGUACCAAGUGGAGCGGACACGAACAGGGUCGAGCUUCUCGGUGCGCUCUGUGAAGGCCGUGCAACAUGGGAAGCCCAUCUUCAUCUGCCAAGCCUCCUUCCAACAGGCCCAGCCCAGCCCCAUGCAGCACCAGUUCUCCAUGCCCACUGUGCCACCACCAGAAGAGCUGCUUGACUGUGAGACCCUCAUUGACCAGUAUUUAAGGGACCCUAACCUCCAAAAGAGGUACCCAUUGGCGCUCAACCGAAUUGCUGCUCAGGAGGUCCCCAUUGAGAUCAAGCCAGUAAACCCAUCCCCCCUGAGCCAGUUGCAGAGAAUGGAGCCCAAACAGAUGUUCUGGGUGCGAGCCCGUGGCUAUAUUGGCGACGGCGACAUGAAGAUGCACUGCUGCGUGGCCGCCUAUAUCUCCGACUAUGCCUUCUUGGGCACUGCACUGCUGCCUCACCAGUGGCAGCACAAGGUGCACUUCAUGGUCUCACUGGACCAUUCCAUGUGGUUCCACGCCCCCUUCCGAGCUGACCACUGGAUGCUCUAUGAAUGCGAGAGCCCCUGGGCCGGUGAGUGUGGGGCCGUGUGGGACAAGGGCACUGACCUUGGGUGGCAGAAGCCUGCUUUCUUAGGUGAUGCUGAUUUCCUGACUUCCUGUGUGGCACUGCACAGGUCACUUCCUUUCCUUCCCUCCCAGGCUUUGGCAUCUUCAUCUUCAAAAUGAGAGGGUGAGGCUGGGACACCCGCUCUGCUCUAAAUUUCUAGAAUGUGCUGGAAAUGUGAUUCACCUUCUCCCAGGGACCCAGUUCUAGUCCCAGAACCAGUUCAGAUUCUUUGUAUUACAAUAGGCAAAUCAUAUCUUCUGUCUGAGCCUCAGUUUCCUCAUCUAAACAAAGAGGGUUACAUUACAGCAGUGGUAUCCAAACUCGCAGCCCAUCAGACUGCCAUUUGGGGAUGCCUUUUCAAAAUAGAUUCUGAUUCCACCCUCAAGAUUCUGACUCAGUAGGUCUUGGAUAAGGUCCAGGAAACUGUAUUUUUAAGUUCUCUAAGUGAUUCUGAUUAACCUGAUUGGGAUCAGGGCAUUCAGUGGUCCCUAAGGGCCUGCUUGGACCUUCCUUGCAGGGGAGAGAAACAAGACUCAUUCAUCAAUAUCUAGCUUCAGAACCCUGACCUCCUUUCCAAGGGAGUACAUUUCAAAUGAAGAAAAGCUUUGCUUGAUAAACCAAGGACAAAAUUAAGGACUCUUUAUACUCAGAUAAGGGGUAUUCUCAAGUACCAAUAGCAUCACAAUCCAAGAUUGAUAACCUUGAAUUGAGGACAUGGGUUCAGAUUUGGCCUUAUCAUGGGGCCAAAUUCCUGACCCUCUCUGGAUUUCAGUCCUGGUCUGGAAAACUGGGCAACGCAUAACUGAUUCAUUUGGCUGCUGUGAGAACUGAGUGAGCUCUGCUAUAUGUAAGGGAAACCAGCAGUCAUCCUCAUAAACAUCAAACUUGGACCCAAAGCCAGCAAGGGAGAAAGAGUCUCCAGGUGGGGAGGGAAGAGGCCAGACCUCAUGGCCUCAGGUCCUCUCUGCUGAGUCCCUUCUUCCCCUUGGUGGUGGUAGUGGGAAUAUUUUUCAUGAAUUACCACUUGGAGGACCUGGCUUGAUUUAUUAUACAGGGAGCUGAUAGUUUUCCUAACACAAGUGGCCAGAGGUACAGCAGUUCUGCUUGGCCGAGCUGUUGAAGGAGACUGUUCUCAGAGCUCCUCCCUCUGUGAUCUUUUUGAGGAAGCGAGCAGAGGUGUGAAAGUGCUUUUAAACUGUCAAGUGGGGUUCCUGUGGGAGGAGUUACCGCUCAAUGACAGUCCAUAAUAAGCUCAUGAAGGGGCAUUUGGAGCAGCCACGAUGCUCAGUGCACCCUUGUGUGGGGCAGCCCUGCCCUGGGCCAGACCCUUUGCAAGAAGUCCACUUGGAGGUCGGGCUUGGUGAUGUGUGCCUGUAAUCCCAGCUGCUCAGGAGGCUGAGGCAGGAGGAUCCCUUGAACCCAGGAGCUUGAGACCAGCCUGGGCAACACAGUGAGACUCUGUUUCAGGAAAAAUAAAAAGUGUAUUUGGCUGUUCUGAAGCAGGCCAUCGUCACCCUUCACCUCACCCACAGGUGGCUCUCGGGGGCUGGUCCAUGGGCGGCUGUGGCGUCAGGAUGGAGUCCUAGCUGUGACCUGUGCCCAGGAGGGCGUGAUCCGAGUGAAGCCCCGGGUCUCAGACAGCAAGCUGUAGCCAGAGGUACCAGCUUCACCUGGGGCUUCAAGAACCUCCCAUCUAUCCCCAUUUCUGAGACAGGAGUUACAGUCCCUUUUGGCCCUCACAUCCAAUAAAGAGACUGAUACCACUGGA